Molecule: messenger RNA, 1691 nt
Organism: Phacochoerus africanus (Common warthog)
Lineage: Eukaryota; Metazoa; Chordata; Mammalia; Artiodactyla; Suidae
Gene: HSD11B1L
Product: hydroxysteroid 11-beta dehydrogenase 1 like
Exons: 8
Coding region: 256-1137 (293 amino acids)
Cellular component (GO): intracellular membrane-bounded organelle
Molecular function (GO): oxidoreductase activity
Source: RefSeq, a predicted model, not a curated record
GGGGCGGGGACAGAAGGUAGCCCGGCUGAGGCUGUUGCCCGGCAACGCCGGGCGCGGAGAUUCCAAAAGUCUAGCCCCUCCCCCUGAGUAGGUGGGCUCUUGGUCACGUGACUCAGACCCUACUGGAGGGGGCGCGGUCGGCGGCCAUCCCGACACCGCGGUAAAGAGAGGGCGGGGAGGUACGCGCGUGGCUCCCAAGCCCGGACCCCAGCCCCACUGGACGGCGGGAGAAACUGAGUGGACCCAGUGAAGGCCAUGAAGGUGCUGCUCCUCACGGGGCUGGGAGCCCUGUUCUUCGCCUAUUAUUGGGGUGACAAUUUUGACCCAGCCAGCCUCCGUGGAGCCCGUGUGCUGUUAACAGGAGCCAGCGCAGGCGUUGGGGAGGAACUGGCAUAUCAUUAUGCGCGCCUGGGCUCACACCUGGUGCUCACUGCCCACACCGAGGCUCUCCUGCAGAAACUCUGCCCCGCUCCCCAGGUGGUAGGGAACUGCCGGAAGCUGGGCGCUCCCAAGGUCUUCUACAUCGCUGCGGACAUGGCCUCCCCCGACGUGCCCGAGCGCGUGGUGCAGUUCGCUCUGGACAAGCUGGGAGGGCUGGACUACCUGGUGCUGAACCAUCUCGGCGCCGCCCCGGCAGGCACGCGGGCCCGCAGCGCCCAGGCGAUACGCUGGCUGUUGCAGGUGAACUUUAUAAGUUACGUGCAACUGACUUCGUUGGCGCUGCCCAGUCUGACUGACAGUAAGGGCUCCCUGGUGGUGGUGUCUUCUUUGCUAGGCCGCGUGCCCACAUCCUUCUCUAGCCCCUACUCGGCGGCCAAGUUCGCGCUGGACAGCUUCUUCGACUCUCUUCGGCGAGAGCUGGACAUGCAAGAUGUGAACGUGGCCAUCACCAUGUGUGUCCUGGGCCUCCGAGAUCAUGCUUCAGCCGCUGAAGGAGUCAGGGGUGUCACGAGGGCCAAGGCGGCCCCAGGGCCCAAGGCAGCCCUGGCUGUGAUCCGUGGCGGUGCUACACGGGCCUCCGGUGUCUUCUACCCAUGGCGCUUCCACCUGCUCUGCCUGCUUCGGGGCUGGCUGCCACACCCGAGGGCCUGGUUCAUCCGCCAGGAGCUCAACAUCACCGCCUCUGCUGCUGCCUGAGCUCCUGGCCAGGUGCCCCUUCAUCUCCCCGGAAGACUUUCCAAGAAGGCAUCCUAGAGCUGGGACACCUCCGAGAUAGUGGCCCAGGCUCAAGAGAAAGUCAUCAAGACAGCAAAGUAAAACGGAGAAAAACCAUCAGCACCUAAAAACAAUCAAAACUUAAGGUGUGUCGGGCAUCUUGUCAGGGAUUUGGAAGGCAAGUACCUCAACCUUCCCAGCUGCAUCGAUGAUAUGAUUGCUGCUUCCAUUUUGCAGAUGAAUGAACUAAAGCUCAGAGAAACCAUGUGACUUGCCCCAGGGCCCUGGCCACAUCAAACAGGUCACAACACCGAGCCAACCAAGGAACCCUAUCUCCGACCUGAAGCCACCUCAUCCCGGCUUAGUCCCUUCAGUUCACUCAGCCUGGAAGCCUCCCCCAACCCUUGCCCCAAGCAAGGGGGCAAGAGAAGCGGUCUACUUGAGGAUGGGGUCUGAGGAGGGGGAGAAGGAAAAGAACGGGUUCUGCACUGGAUCCUGUCUCCUGUUUGAUAAUAAAAAUCCCUCUUCCCUUGCAA